Argentina anserina (silverweed cinquefoil) is the source of this 1289-nucleotide messenger RNA. Its product is annotated as transcription factor RAX3-like. The transcript has 3 exons. NCBI's taxonomy places the organism in Eukaryota, Viridiplantae, Streptophyta, Magnoliopsida, Rosales, Rosaceae. The coding region runs from base 19 to 1113 and encodes 364 amino acids. The record is from RefSeq and is a predicted model, not a curated record.
CCCAGAGAAGAAAAAACCAUGGGGAGAGCUCCUUGCUGUGACAAAACCAAGGUGAAGAAAGGCCCGUGGUCACCUGAAGAAGAUGCCAAACUCAAGUCUUACAUUGACAAGCAUGGCACUGGUGGCAACUGGAUUGCCUUGCCGCAGAAGAUAGGUCUUAAAAGAUGUGGGAAGAGCUGUCGGCUGAGAUGGUUGAAUUAUCUCCGGCCCAAUAUCAAGCACGGUGGGUUCUCUGAGGAAGAAGAUAACAUCAUCUGCAGCCUCUAUAUCAAUAUCGGAAGCAGGUGGUCUAUCAUUGCAGCCCAAUUACCAGGGCGAACUGAUAAUGAUAUUAAGAAUUACUGGAAUACAAGACUGAAGAAAAAGCUUUUGGGCAAGCAGCGGAAAGAACAACAGGCACAGAAUCGUAGAGCCGCCGCCAGCCUAAAGCAAGAGAUCAAGAGAUCAAGUAUUACUACAGACUUUCAUCUUCCUGCUGCUGGCUUUGUGAACCAAGUAAACCCUUACUGGGCACCCGAGCUUCCUGUACUGCCAGUUAUGAGUUAUCAAAUCCACGACGCUCAAGCACUUGAGGACCACCAGGCAUCCAUUAAGAACACGCUGAUCAAACUUGGAGGAAGAUUUUCUGACACCACAGAUCCUAGAUAUCCGCCGAUUGAUCACAUCUCCUCUACCUCAUCAGAUCAGUUCUAUCAGAACUGUGGUAUUGAAAAUAUGCUUACGUUUUCACCAGUAGCCAACACCAACUAUGCUCAAUUGGGUCCAAGUCCAAGUCCAAGUCCAAGUCCGACCAUGUUUCACGGGGUUGCUGAUCAUCAGAGUGAUCUAGAGGCAGAGCUAAGCGAAUUGGUUUACGGCAGCAGCCAACCUCGUCAACAAUAUGAUGGUUUGGCUGGCUUUUAUCAAAUGAAGACUUUGAAUAAUGGUAGCACUGGAGGGACUACCAGUACUUCUGCAGAGAGUGAAAUUAGUUGGGGAGACAUAAACUCCCUGGUUUAUAGUACAACAACUCCGAUGGUUUCUGACUACGAAAAUAGUUGUCAACAAGGCGUGCGGCCAUCAGAUUCUGCAUUUGCCGAGUCCACCUAUUUUGCCAUGAAAUAUCAACAUUAACGUACAUGGUUUGGGUGUAGUCGAUAUGUAUAUUUAGACCAUGAGGGUUUAGGUACCUGAAUUUCAGAAAGCCAUCAUGGAUUGAGGAUAUCAGUAGAAUGUGUUUACUUAAUUUGCAGUCUCUACUCUAGACAUUCAAUUCAACAAUCUUUUAACAGCUUUAGUUUCUCUCAGUU